AUUUGUAACAACCAAGUUCACACAUGAGAAAGAUGGCUUGCAGAGCCGGUAGCUUGAGAUUUCUGAUUCCUAAAUUUGCGUCAUGUGUCAAUCGAGUGAAUCCAUGUACUGUUCCAGUGUUAAUUAGAAAAACACAACACAGGAAUUCUGCAAGCAGACACAGAUUUUCAUCUACAGUGCCAAAACCGAAGAAAGAAACGGUAACAGUACAUUUUGUCCAAAGUGACGGAUCAAAGCUCACAACGACAGCUGCGGUGGGGGAAAACCUAUUGGAUAUUAUUAUCGACAAUGAUAUAGAUAUAGAUGGAUUUGGUGCCUGUGAGGGAACCCUAGCAUGCUCCACAUGCCACCUAAUCUUCAAGCAAGAGGAUUAUGACAAGAUACCAGAAAAACCAACAGACGAAGAACUAGACAUGCUGGACUUGGCAUAUGGCUUAACAAACACGUCACGUUUGGGUUGUCAAGUAAUAGUUACCAAAGACAUGGACGGACUUCAAGUACAGGUGCCAACCUCAGUUGUGGAUGCUCGUGACCCUUCCUAGCACUAGCUGAAUCCUGUGGUCUUUAUCCUGAUAACUUGUUAACAUUCAACUUUUACCAGUGUAAUUAUCAUUGAUUCUGAUGACUGUGCUAGUUUUCAAACCAGUGCAGUUGAUAUCUAUAUAUCCUGUUCCAUGAGGAGAAGGGAAUGUGAUGGCCUCUUGUAAGACGUGAGAGUCUGAGUAAAUACUGUUUUGUA
Molecule: messenger RNA, 739 nt
Organism: Pecten maximus
Lineage: Eukaryota; Metazoa; Mollusca; Bivalvia; Pectinida; Pectinidae
Product: adrenodoxin-like
Exons: 4
Coding region: 24-542 (172 amino acids)
Biological process (GO): positive regulation of oxidoreductase activity; P450-containing electron transport chain
Cellular component (GO): mitochondrion
Molecular function (GO): 2 iron, 2 sulfur cluster binding
Source: RefSeq, a predicted model, not a curated record